AUGGGAACCUACGGCUUGAACUUGAGGGAAUAUGGGCCGUCAGCCUCGCCAACGGCCUGUGUCGUGCCACUUCUGUCCCGCGGAGUUCAGUGCCAAUCUCAAGACCCACCCCGGCUUACACCAACAGCUACAACUACCGCUUCCGUGUCACGGCCGAUUGCUAAGCGUGGAGAUGCGCCGCCUACGGACCGGGAAGCGGAUAUUCUUAGUCGCUUAGAAAGGCUGGAGGCUCUUCUUGCAGAGAGGAACAACCAGACUGACAGCAACACUCCUACAGCGUCGACUGCCUCGAGUAAUUAUGGCAAUGACGCUGUACCAGGAACGAGAAUUCAGACGCAGCCCCGAGAGCCACCACGGCCUUUACCUGCCAAUGUCCAGAAUCUCACUGCUGACGCUCUUUGGCUCGAAAGGACAUGUCUUGGUCCAAAACCAUCAGACUCGGUACUAGUAGAUCAAGUGGCAUUUCGUAUUUGCCCCAUCCAAUCCAUCACGCAACCAUCAUCUUAUAUAUUCCAAAACUCAAGCGUUCCUUCGGGUCUACUUUCACUGGAGCCUACAAGAUGCAUUUGGUUGCCUCAGCGACAUGAGAUCAAAAUACUGAUUCAUAAGUAUACUGCAGUCAUUACAUAUAUGCAUCAUGUUAUCCACAACCCUACCUUAUUCAAAUUGGUCGAUGAAAUUUAUGAUACCAUCGAAAAGGGGGAAGAGGUCCAAUUAUGUCAUGUUUUUCUCAUGCUCGCAGUCUGUACCAAUGUCACAUAUGCUUGGACAGCGACAGAUAAUGAUAUAACUCCCCUGUUCUCGAACUUUUCAGAGGCGAACAAUCAGGCUUUUGGAUGGCUCAAGGCAACUUUUGAUGUGUUUGAUGCAGCUCAGCGAAGGGCUGAAACGGGUUUGGAAUUGGCACAGGGGCUCAUCAUCGUUAGUUUCGUCCUAUUGAACGCUGAAGGCGUUUCACCACGGGGCCGAAACUGCUUCUUCCAAGCUAUCACGAUAUGCCGUGAGCUUGGCAUACAUCGUCUCGAUCAUCCACACCAACAGCCUUCAACAUCAAUCACCCAAUACACCGAUCUGAAGGCGGAGAUAGCUCGACGAGUAUGGUGGUAUCUCGUUGGAACAGACGCAAUGAUAUCACGGUUCCCGGGCCCCCAUGAGGGCACCUACAUGAUCAAUCCUCGUCAGAUGAACAUAAGAAAACCCCUGAACGCCAAUGACGAAGACCUCAUGGAAGGGAAAGUUAUGGUGGGAAAACCACUGAACCAAUCAACGAGCAUGUCCUAUUUCUUGCAAAGAAUACAGCUUGCUGAGGUAAUAAGAGAUUUUACCGACCGAGCGCCCCUCUCUUCUCCAAGCCAGGACAGCAACCCUUACGAUCUUGUCCUAGAGAUAGAUACAGCCAUUGAGCGUUUCAUCGAUGAGCUUCCCCACUUCCUCAAGUUAAAUGCGAGAGAGCUACAGCAAAUGCCUUCGGACGAUAUCCAACGACGGCCAGGCAUUGUCGUUCAACGCCAUAUCAUGAAAAUAUUCACAUACGGACAGAGAUGCAAGCUCCAUCUCCCCUACUUGGCCCGUGGGGCUGUAGAGCCCGCAUAUGCCCACUCGCGGAAGGUUUGUCUUGACUCAGCACGAAUGGUCAUCCAGACCGAACAGCAGCUGGAGGCAGAGAAUACGACGUUCAACUCGACCAGACUCCGACUCUGCUUGGUCUUACACAGUGUCUUUAUUGCCAGUAUAGUCCUUCUCUUGGAUUUCUGUCUCGGUGUCGAUGCCCACGAAAAAGAAGAGAGACGACAAGACUUGGUUGAAGCAUGGAAUAUUCUGGACGCAGCAAAGGAACAUUCCAAGCCUACAGCUCGCAUACAGGAUCUUUUGAGGCAGGUGAUGAAGAAACACAAAGUAUCGUUGCCAGUGUGCAAAGCAAAUGAUCGGCACCCUCGGAGGCAGGUGGGUGAAAAUCUUCCGCCCACGCCUACUUCGUCAACAGCAAUAAUGUCAACGGGAACAACACCCAGUGAUAUCAGGGUUUCUGCCCAAGAGUUGAACGAUCUGGGAUUGGGAUUGAACACAGAUUUGGAUGGAAUGGACUGGGAGAACUUGCUCUGGGGUUUAGAAGCUCCUAUGUUUUAA
This is a messenger RNA of Fusarium coffeatum, 2127 nucleotides long. RefSeq lists its product as uncharacterized. The transcript has 5 exons. Lineage: Eukaryota; Fungi; Ascomycota; Sordariomycetes; Hypocreales; Nectriaceae. Bases 1 to 2127 code for a protein of 708 amino acids. The record is from RefSeq and is a predicted model, not a curated record.